GGUUCUAUCCCAACAGAGAGUAACAAACGCGCCAUCGGUAGGCAUGUGUAUACGUUCUGGAUCAUUUCGUCAGUCAUCGGUCAGAGUGUCAGACGAGAUGCACACCGACCUCCUUUGAAAGGAAGAAGGAUUACAUAGUAAUACUCAGUGCUGGCUAUAUAAUCCCGAACGCAACUGACUUUGUCGAUUUCAUCUUGACCGAUUGUGCAACGAAGCCCACGAUGUGAAGUCGAUAGAGUCACUGGACGUGUUUCUGCCAGAAAGAAAAGAGGGGAGAAAAGGACCGUGACACACAUUUCUGUGCGAAGGCUAACUGAUUCCACAACAACAACGAGCAAUACAAAGUUUUGUCUACGUUUCAAAAAGUGGCUUAACAAACAAAACAUCGUAGUACAGCAGUUUCGUUACAAACUCUACAACGGUUGGCUACCGACUUUCUUUGUGCAAAAGUGAAAUAGAGCGAGAAAGGCGGGGAGAAAUUGGAAAACGAAAUGAAAAGUAGUGCCUGACAUUUGGUUGGCUACUGAUUAUGAAAUUUGUUAAGGAAAGAAAAAAACAAAAACAGAAAAUAUCUGAUGCGUCUGCUGCUGCCUUCUGCCGGGAACUUCUGUUUAGCAUCACCCUUACUGGAGGUUGGAUUUUUACUGAGGCAUUCUCUACCUGAGAGACAGUUUAGUAUGCGAGCUCUCAAAAUGGCUGGUUAUUGGAUCUUUGUCUGAAGUUUCUCGAAUCUCGAUCUUCCUCGCCUGUUUGCAUGGGUAGCUCACGACAACUAUUGAGGGAAUGCUGGACAUGUAUGGUCAGCCACAGCUAACACAACCUCAGCCGGCCCACAGUUCUUUAUCACACCAGUACCUCCAUCAACAGCAGCAACAGAACGCCAACAAGAAGCUGAAGCUAGACCAUGCACUGCCCCAGCAACAUCAGGCAGUGGACCUCUGCAGUCUUUCCGUGCAGCAGCAACUGGGUCAAUCCGAUUCAGUCAGCCUCUAUGAAGUAUCAAGCACAACAGGCUGCACAAGCAGUACUGGUCCUAGUCGCGGCAGUCAUGGAGUGAAUCACGACCGUAUCCACACGACGACGGGCUAUGCCCUGGCCGUGGGUGGUAACGUAAUUGGAGGAAGGCGUCCUGUGGGUCACGAAAGUGUAGAUUGCAGUCAUAGCCCCGCAUCGUCAUCGUCUUUGGGCAAACAACAACAGCAACAGCAGCAACAACAACAACAGCAGCAGCAGCAGCAGAAUUACGUCCAUACUUCUGCCAUUAAGUUGCUCGAUACUUUUCAGUUCAAUCAGCAACAACAGCGGCAGGGAGGCGUGAAGCGCAAACACGAAACUGUAAACGAAGUACAGGGAACGGGUGCAGGAGCCAUGACUGCUUCUCACAAGCCAGCGCAAGGCCAUGGGCACGUCCAGGCAACAGUGGCUGCCGCGGCUCCUCAAGGUUCCUCGUCGGCUGACGGCGAUUACCAGCUGGUUCAGCACGAGGUCUUAUGUUCGCUCAGCAAUCAGUAUGAAGUCCUCGAGUUCCUUGGCCGUGGCACCUUCGGGCAGGUGGUGAAAUGCUGGAAGAAGGGUACCAACGAAGUGGUAGCCAUCAAAAUCUUGAAGAAUCACCCGUCUUAUGCCCGCCAGGGUCAAAUUGAGGUCAAUAUCCUGUCACGAUUGAGCCAGGAAAAUGCCGAUGAAUUCAAUUUCAUCAGAGCGCAUGAGUGUUUUCAGCACAAGAAUCAUACUUGUUUGGUCUUUGAAUUGUUGGAACAGAACCUUUACGAUUUCUUGAAGCAAAACAAGUUUAGUCCGUUGCCUUUAAAAUACAUUCGCCCCAUCAUGCAACAAGUUCUGACCGCCUUGCUAAAACUGAAGCAACUUGGCUUGAUUCACGCUGACCUGAAACCGGAGAACAUUAUGCUGGUGGACCCGGUGAGGCAGCCUUACCGAGUCAAGGUGAUCGAUUUCGGCUCGGCCUCGCAUGUUAGCAAGGCAAUUUGUAACACAUAUCUGCAGUCACGUUAUUACCGUGCACCCGAAAUCAUCUUGGGCCUUCCUUUUGGGGAGGCUAUCGAUAUGUGGUCACUGGGCUGCGUAGUGGCUGAGCUGUUUCUCGGUUGGCCUCUUUAUCCGGGCUCCUCCGAGUAUGAUCAAAUUCGAUACAUCAGCCAGACUCAGGGUCUACCAUCGGAGCGAAUGCUUAACUCGGCAACCAAGACGAUGAAGUUCUUCUAUCGCGAUAUGGAAUCCAGCUAUCCGUUCUGGCGUCUCAAAACGCCCGAAGAACACGAAGCCGAAACGGGCAUCAAGUCCAAAGAGGCUCGCAAGUACAUCUUUAACUGUCUAGAAGACAUCGGCCAGGUGAACGUGCCCACUGAGCUGGAAGGUGGCGAACUGUUAGCGGAGAAGGUAGAUCGACGUGAAUUCAUUGAUCUUCUCAAGCGGAUGCUGACGAUGGAUCAAGAGCGUCGUAUCACGCCUGGGGAAGCGCUACAGCAUCAGUUCGUGACGCUGUCUCAUCUUGUCGAUUAUGCCCACUGCAGCAAUGUCAAGGCUAGCGUUCAAAUGAUGGAAGUUUGUCGUCGCAGUCAUUACCAACCGCCCAAUACCUUGAGCCAGCAGGGACAUUCUUCAACUCCCGCCGGCUCCCUUGUGGCUAAUUUCGUGCCGGGUACUAAUGGCAAUGUCACAUUGACCUUCAACAGCCAGUUCGCUGCUGCAGCCGCUGCAGCAGCCGCCGUUAACCAGUAUCCUGCCGCUCUUUACAAUGGGCGCAAUGCCGUUGCGGCUGCAGCGGCGGCACGCCAGUAUGCUGCAGCAGGCGCUGCUGUUCGAGCGGAGACUUUUCAGCACCAAUUCGUCUCUUCGCUAUUAUGUCCGCCAUCCUAUCAGAGUUUGACGUCGCCAUCGAAGCCAGUUGCGGUAGUAGCGCAACAGCCGCCUCAACUGCAGCUUCACCAGUCCUCACUCGCCCAGCAGCAAUAUGUUCCCGUUUCCAUGGUGGAACAGUCUGGCCGUCAAGUGCUGUUAGCGACCCAAGGACCUGGUUGUUGGCCUGGCAAUCGUCAAAUGACGUUGGUGCCUUCUUGGCAGCAAUUAGCGCCAAACCACCAGCACUCCGCCACGCUGCAACAGCAGCCAGCAGCUGCCCUUCUGCAGGCCGCUGACGCUUCAGAUUGGAGCCGUCAUUUGCUGGUAGAUCAAUCUGGAGGAGUCCAUCAGGAUCAACGUUCCAUUUUCCCCGUUGAUCUGCCGGAUGUUUAUGAUACAGUUAGUCAACGAUCGGUUCAUCAAGGACACAUGAUGGACAAAAAAGAUUCUGUUCAGUUGAGUCCAGUCAAGAAACGAGUCAAAGAAAGCUCACCGCCGCAGCAGCAGCAACAGCAACAAAGCGAGCAAUACCGUAGAAGGAAUUCGCCCGCUCAGCAUUGGCAACAUCCUCAACAUGCGCAGCAGCAUUAUAAUAACGGCCGAAAUCACAGACAGCCAACGAUUACCAUAGAAGACACGCCUUCGCCUGCUGUGUCUGUCAUUACCAUUUCGGACUCUGAUGACGAAGGGACGGCCUCCCAGAAAACGGCCAUGCGAUCCAAAGCAACUGGACAACACCAGCAACAACAACAUCGUGUCCGCCCGGUUGUUAGCUGCGUCACUGUACCAGAUAGUGAUGAAGAGCAUCGAAGCCCGGCCAAAGGCCAUUACCCCAGGCAACAGCAUUACAACAAUGCAAACGCCAACAGCUACGUGGUACGUGAGAUCAAACAUGAGCCGGUCACUGGUGUCGUCCUCGUACAAUGGAAACGGAGCCAGCCUUUCGCAAAAAAAGCGGUUGCUGGCCAAAGCGCAGACUGAGUGUGGCGGAAUGACUGAUAAGCCGAAACAA
Molecule: messenger RNA, 3871 nt
Organism: Daphnia magna
Lineage: Eukaryota; Metazoa; Arthropoda; Branchiopoda; Diplostraca; Daphniidae
Gene: Hipk
Product: homeodomain-interacting protein kinase 2
Biological process (GO): peptidyl-threonine phosphorylation; peptidyl-serine phosphorylation
Cellular component (GO): nucleus; cytoplasm
Molecular function (GO): protein serine/threonine kinase activity; protein tyrosine kinase activity; ATP binding
Source: RefSeq, a predicted model, not a curated record